Lactuca saligna is the source of this 684-nucleotide messenger RNA. The record is from the annotation of a GenBank genome assembly. Lineage: Eukaryota; Viridiplantae; Streptophyta; Magnoliopsida; Asterales; Asteraceae.
AUGAGAACACCUGUUGGAGACCUGAUACCAAUUUCAAAAGAAGAAUACGAUUACGAGAAGAAAGUGAUGGCAGUCGAUUUAGAAAGGAUGAGUCGACUUCUACAUCAAUCUUUUUCUAGAUUGGAUUGCCGCUUCAACAAAUUUGAUUUUGCGCCUCAUGCUCUUUGCAUCCAGACUCCUCCGGUCGGCGCCAUACAAGAAGAAAAUUAUGGGCCAAAAAUUAUACUAGUAUUAAUUAGUGGGUUAAAUUUAUGUCGUCGCAUAGUUGCUGCCAUGGGCCUUAGCCCAUCCCGCCUAGGUUAUCUGUUGCGUGUGUCCCUAGGUUUACUGUCUCUUGCGUCCACUGGUUAUCUUGCUCUUGUUGCUAUUGGUACUCGGUGCAACCUUGCCAUUGGUUUUGUGGCUCUUCCAGCGGUUGGUAUUCGGUCUCUUGCGCCCAUUGGUUAUGUGGCUCCUGCUGCCAUUGAUGUUCGGUUUGUUGUGUCCAUUGGUUGUCUGGAUGCUGCUACUAUUGAUGUUCGGUCUGUUGUGUCUAUUGGUUGUUUGGCAGCUGUUGCCAUUGUUGUUCGAUAUGUUGUGUCCAUUGGUUCUCUGGCUCCUAAUGCCAUUGGUUUUUGGUCGCUUGCGUCGGUUCCUCUUCUAUCGCUUUUGUCCCACUCCCUGAAGCCCCGGUACGUUUUUUAG